AUGGCGAACAAGCGCUUGCCUUUCGCCCUGUUCCUCGUCCUUCUGGGCCUGUCGUCCAAUUUGGUGGCCGGGCAAAUCCUGUUCCAGGGCUUCAACUGGGAGUCGUGGAAGCAGAACGGAGGAUGGUACAACUUCCUGAUGGGCAAGGUGGACGACAUCUCCGAGGCCGGCAUCACUCAUGUCUGGCUCCCUCCGGCGUCUCACUCUCUCGCCGAGCAAGGUUACCUGCCAGGACGCCUGUACGAUCUUGACGCGUCCAAGUAUGGCAACGAGGCGCAGCUCAAGUCCCUGAUCGAGGCGUUCCACAACAAGGGCGUCAAGGUCAUCGCGGACAUCGUCAUCAACCACCGCACGGCGGAGCACCAGGACGGCCGCGGCAUCUACUGCCUCUUCGAGGGCGGCACGCCGGACUCCCGCCUCGACUGGGGCCCCCACAUGAUCUGCAGCGACGACAGGGCGUACUCCGACGGGACGGGGAACCCCGACACCGGCGCGGACUUCGGCGGCGCACCGGACAUCGACCACCUGAACCCGCGCGUCCAGCGCGAGCUCAUCGGCUGGCUCAACUGGCUCAAGACGGACAUCGGCUUCGACGCGUGGCGCCUCGACUUCGCCAAGGGCUACUCCGCCGACGUCGCCAAGAUCUACAUCGACAACACCGAGCCCUGCUUCGCCGUCGCCGAGAUAUGGACCUCGCUGGCCUACGGCGGCGACGGCAAGCCUUUCUACGACCAGAACGCGCACCGGCAGGAGCUGGUGAACUGGCUGGACCGUGUGGGAGGGAAGGCCAGCCCGGCCACGACGUUCGACUUCACCACCAAGGGCAUCCUCAACGUCGCCGUCGAUGGCGAGCUGUGGCGGCUGCGCGGCGCCGACGGCAAGGCGCCCGGCUUGAUCGGAUGGUGGCCGGCCAAGGCCGUCACCUUCGUCGACAACCACGACACUGGCUCCACGCAGCACAUGUGGCCAUUCCCCGCCGACAAGGUCAUGCAGGGCUACGCCUACAUCCUCACGCACCCCGGGAACCCAUCCAUCUUCUACGAUCAUUUCUUCGACUGGGGCCUCAAGAACGAGAUCGCGCACCUGGUGUCCAUCAGGGACCGCCACGGGAUCCAGGCGGACAGUCAGCUGCGCAUCAUCGAGGCCGACGCUGACCUCUACCUCGCUGAGAUCGAUGGCAAGGUCAUCGUGAAGAUUGGAUCAAGAUACGAUUGUGAGCAUCUCAUCCCAGAAGGCUUCCAGGUCGUGGCGCACGGAGAUGGCUAUGCCGUCUGGGAGAAAAACUGA
Messenger RNA from Miscanthus lutarioriparius, 1287 nucleotides. The record is from the annotation of a GenBank genome assembly. NCBI's taxonomy places the organism in Eukaryota, Viridiplantae, Streptophyta, Magnoliopsida, Poales, Poaceae.